Polypterus senegalus (gray bichir) is the source of this 3147-nucleotide messenger RNA. RefSeq names its product TM2 domain containing 1 (gene tm2d1). Bases 50 to 640 code for a protein of 196 amino acids. Lineage: Eukaryota; Metazoa; Chordata; Cladistia; Polypteriformes; Polypteridae. The transcript has 7 exons. The record is from RefSeq and is a predicted model, not a curated record.
UAGGGCGGAAGUGAGUUGCGGUCACCUGCUUCAGAGGCGGAGUUCCAACAUGGCUGCCCCCAGGAUUUCUGACGCCUGCGGUCCUCCGUUGUGGACUCUUUCGUUGUUUUUUCUUCUCGUUUCCCUUCAGUCCAGUGCGGUGGACGGAGCAGACAAGUGCGACGAGCUGCGGAUGGGACAAUUCAUAUGUGAAGACCCCAAAAUCAGUAAUGCCACACAGGAGCCCGUGAACUGCACCAACUUCACGGCCUACGUUCCCUGUUUGCCUGCUCCCAAUAUCACGUGUCGCAACUUUGAAGGGAAAGAGCUGACGUUCUCCGGAAGAGAAGUUGGAUUUUACAAGGCCGUCCCGUGCCGGCAUGUGAAUGGCUACUCCUACAAAGUGGCGGUGGCUUUAUCGCUCUUUCUUGGCUGGCUUGGAGCGGACCGCUUUUACCUCGGAUACCCGGCUUUGGGCUUGCUGAAGUUUUGCACAGUUGGAUUUUGUGGCAUUGCAAGUCUGAUCGACUUCAUCCUCAUCUCCAUGCAGAUUGUUGGCCCCUCUGAUGGAUCGAGUUACAUCGUUGACUACUAUGGUGCCCGACUGGUUCGACUCGGCAUCAACAAUGAGACCUACAGGAAGACCCAGAUGAGCCCCUAAAUGUACAGCCCCCAGGAGCCAAUGUGUGACCCCGAUGGCGACUGACCGAAGUGCCCGUGGGCUCGCUGCCCCUCGGCCUCUCAAAGACUCUUUUGUUGUACAGAACACUGGGGGGCCGAUGGUGGACGUUCAUCUGCUACAGGAAGACAAGUGAAGGGGUUGUUACUGCUGGGGGCGCAAACAAAUGAGGACACCGAGGCGCCACGUCAGCGUCGUCUGACCAGUUUGUUUUGUGCCACCCAGUGAACUGUAGGGCGACCCCUGUCAGGAGGGUCUGUGUGGACUGGACUGGGGACUGGGUGCCCCCCGCCGCCAUCUUUAAAUAUAUUAUGAAGAAGUGUGUGUGUGUGUGUGUGUGUGUGUGUGUGUGUGUAUAUGUGGGGGGGACGCUGGCCUCUCGGUGCUCUGGGUCCUGAUGGCGUUCACGCGGGGUUGGCAGAUGCCCAUUUUGUUUUAAUGUCUUCUGCGUUGUUGCAUUUUAUUUUGUUUCUCUGAAUUGCCCGCUGCUCUCAUUUUUUUUUUUCUUUCUCGAGCCCCCCAUGCAUUUUCUUUUCCACAGCAGACUUGCACUAUCAGUUUUUUUCCUCGGCCCCCCUUCACGUCGCCAGGGACGGCUGGCGUCCUUUUAUUGUACUAACGUGUGGGCUGCUGCUCAUUUUCCAACCCAGAAGUCACCGUUGGCACAUUUGUGGGUUUUGUUUUUGUGGGAUGCCCACCUCUUGCAUGUCCCCUAGCAGCCCGUGUUUCCUGUAGCUGAGGCCGUGGACCUCCCUGGUGCUCCUUCAGCAAGUGCUUAAUGUCAUAAUGGGCAAAGUGGGCACUCUCCUGCCAGCUAUGUCAGUGUGUGGCAGCAAGCGGGUCACCUUGGUGGGUUUGGGUUUCGUCUUCGCUCUAUCAGGGCAGCAAAGGCGAGCGUAAAUGUGGCGGGAUGUCCUGUUGAGGGCAGGUGCGCUGGCACCUUCAAGUUGGCUCGGGCGUGGGUGCACUGCCAUGCUGCCCAGGUCUUGUUCCUGCUUUGAGCUCGGUGCCCCCUGGGCGGGCCUGACCAGGAGAAGGUGGCACUAGCAGUAGUAAACUGGUGAACAGAUGGAGUCGUGGCUGCCCAAGUCUUCAUUUUGCUUUGUGCUGCAGGCCGGGUACGUGUGCCAGGGCCACACAACAUUGCCCUUGUGCCCCCCCGUUUUGACACCGGCAGUGGUCUUUGUGCCUUAUCAAGUGGUCUCGGGCUCUUUUUUUUCUUUUUUUUUCCCAGUGCUGUGGCUGUCGGGGUCUCCAGAUGAACACACGGCAUGACAAAUGGUUGGCGCCCCUCCAAUACUGGCAUGUGGUCAUCUUUCUAUUUCGCCAAUAAAGGGGGUCAUUUUGCUGGACUUGUCACUACGUCUGUAAUGGCCGCCACCCUACUGGCCACGGACUUUAAUACAUGACCUCAAACUUUAAAAGGGCGGGCACUUUGAAAAUGCCAAUGGGUGAGUGUGGGCAUCGGACAGUGGGCCAGAUUGCUUUCCUCUUCAUUUUCUUCUAGGGAGACAACACAACUACAGCCCCAACGACACGACCGUAUGAGAAUCACCGAUGCCCGCCUCCCAUCAUCCAAGUGUCAUCAGUCUUGUGCCCACCUACCCCCCUUGUGCUCAGCACAGUUGGCGUUGAGCUCUUGAAGUGACUGGCAGACCACCUGCCCACACGCGAGGCCCCCCAUCCCGUCUUCAUUCUGCGGGUCUUCAGCUCCAAUUCACGUCGGCCUGUGCUUCUUGUGGGCAGCGCCUUUCAAGUUGGUCAUAUGGCACCUUGCCCGCCCCGCCCCGCUCUCUCUUAUGGUCGUGCCCUUCAGGUUGACCUUUGUGUCCCUCUGCUCUCAUUCUUCUGUCCUUUAUAGCGUCUUUCACAUCUCUCUCUCCGUGCAGACAACACGUCACCACCAUUGGGGUCUCAACGCCACUUAUGCAACUCCACGUUGGUCAUCGAGCCCCUCGAAGUGCCCCCCCAUUGGGACCCCCUCUAGAGCUGCACGACAGAAGGUGGUGGACAGCGUGGCAUCUCCUCUUGGCCAGGGGCACGGUGGUGCCAUGAAUGCCAUCACUUUGCCUUAUUUUUUAAAAUGUCGUCGAGUGUCGGAUGGCUGCCCAUUGGUGACACACACCUGCAAAAAUGUCACCACGAUCUCGUUGAGUGGCCACCCACUUCACACUAGUGAGGGGUCAAGUCCGGACCCUGUGGAGGGGAGGGGGGCACUUGUGAGGCUGAAAGUCUGUCUGAGGGUCUCGAGUGCAGGCCUCUGAUGGAGUGUGGCACUGCCACCUUGGGGUGUGGUCUUCCUAAGACUGAGGGCACAUGGCGGCGAUGGUGUUGGGGUCUCGGUGGGAUGGCGAGCAGCUGUUGGUGUUGGCUCCUCGUCUUCCUCUCGCCCUCUUUGAUGUCAGUGUGGGCACCUCGUACCGCGUGCUCAUUGGCUGUCGCAGGGGCCGCCUUGAUGACCCCCUGGCAGGACUGGACUGACCCUUCAG